AUGGUGAUACUCAAAUUUAAAAAUGAAAGUGAUUCUAAAAGUGACUACGAAAAGGUUGAGAAGAUAUUUUUCUUUGAUUGGAAGGAAAUCGAAAGUCCGGUGAGUUGACUUUUGUGACGUUUCCAAAAAAGUCUCUUUGAGGUUUUACGUCAUAUCUAAUAUUACUCACGGCAUAAUCUUUUCAUUUCAUAAUUCUGCCAAAAACCUAUUUUUUUGCAGUUCGAUAUUCUUCCAAUGGAAAUGAAAACAAUGAUUUUCAUAUAUUUGGAUCCGGAAGAUAUAACUCAAUUUGGAAAAUGCUCAAAAAGUUGUCAAAAACUAUUCAAAUUAUUCCGACCAAAAAUCAAAAGAGUAUGUUAUCAAGGAAAUGAAAUCAGCCGAUUGAGACAUUCUCAAUGUUGUUUGAUGGAAAUUGAAUUUCAUAAGUAUCCGGGAAAAUAUUAUAAAAUAGAAGUUGAAACAUUGAAAUCAAUCAAUUGGAAAGAAACUCGCUCCAAAAAAUUAUCGACAAAAAAAACUAAAGGAUGCAGAUCCAGUAUUAUACUCAUAAAGUUAGUUUUUCUUGAUUGAAUCUGUGAAAAUUUAGUCACCGAUCAAUUUUGAUCCAAAAAUGAACGUGUUUUUUUUUUCACUGGAAUCGGAAUUUUUUCUUUAAAGGUUGUGACGUGACAAAAUAUAAGCACAUUUCCAAUAAUCAGAACUUUGUAACGUCACAAAGUUGUUAGGUCUUCGAAUUCCCAAUCUACAUGUCACAGUUUGAGAGGCAUCAUAUUUCCAGAUCCACAAUAAUACAACAAUCAACAUACCGAGAUGUGAAAAUACUAUUACAGCGAAGAAAACCGAAAUGUUGUCGAAUGAUUGCUCUUGAAAUGUUCAAAAAUAUUAUUGAAUUCAACAAAUCAACGAUUGAAGAAGUUUCAAUUGAAGCAACUAUUGUUGUAAAUUUUUUUCAAAAAAAAAUGUUUGGGAAGCUAAUUUUUAUUUUCUUAAACUUUGAAUCUAAGUAUCAUUUUAGGAAUCAAGAUACAUGAGAUCAAUCGAUAUUUAUUCGGAAAACUUGAAAAAAUUGGUAAUCGAUGGAUAUUUCUCAAAUCAUCCACAAUUGAAUAAACUUCUCUCGAUUGAAUGUCUUAAAAUGAGAAAUUUCAAUCUUUGCGAGCAACAUUUUCCAAUGAUAAAAUCAAAGUAUCUUUGGAUUCACAAAACAGUUAUGGACAAAAGAAUAUUUGAACAAUUUUUGAAAAAUUGGAGAGAUGGGUUGAUUGAAAAUUUGAAAGUUGUUUCGAUGGUUGGAGAUGAACAUGAAUGGUUUCGCUAUUUGUUUGUUGAUCCUACGAUUCUCAGAUAUGUGAUAGGAGAAAAUGGACAGCUAUUGAAAAGGUGAGUUGAUAACAAUUAUUUACAAGAGGCUUCCAAAGUCCCAAAAUUUCUGACAAGGGACUUCCAUUAGGGUGAUAACGGGUUUUGAAAUACUGCUGACAUGAGCUCCAGUCUGCGCAGCGUAAAUGAGCUCAGCAGCUAAUUUUAAAGGAAUUGUGUUCAGCGCGUUGAGUUACCUAAGACUGUACUUACCUUAUUUCAAUACCCAUUAUCACCCUAAUUGAAUUCACGCUUUAGGAUUCAAAAAAUUUUCAAAUUUUUGUAGCAGAAAUCAUGCAAUAAGAUGUAACGUUGUUUGCUCGCCAUCAGUCAAUUUCAGAAUCCAAGGAGUUAUGAUCGAUCAUUGUCAUAAUUUGCCUGUUCGAAUGAAUCUGAGGCGAGAGGAUUUUUAA
Messenger RNA from Caenorhabditis angaria, 1772 nucleotides. The record is from the annotation of a GenBank genome assembly. NCBI's taxonomy places the organism in Eukaryota, Metazoa, Nematoda, Chromadorea, Rhabditida, Rhabditidae.